This is a messenger RNA of Nakaseomyces glabratus, 669 nucleotides long. RefSeq names its product DNA replication protein PSF1 (gene PSF1). The record is from RefSeq and is a predicted model, not a curated record. Gene Ontology annotation, biological process: DNA replication; DNA strand elongation involved in mitotic DNA replication. Gene Ontology annotation, cellular component: GINS complex. NCBI's taxonomy places the organism in Eukaryota, Fungi, Ascomycota, Saccharomycetes, Saccharomycetales, Saccharomycetaceae.
AUGUAUGGUGACUUGGCGAAUAAACUUAUACUGGAGGCUAAGAGAACACAGCAGCUGAACCAACGGCGAGUUAAUGAGGAUUUACAGAGCGGUGGUGGUGUGAACUUAUUGAGCAGGCUGCCUAUAUAUCAUGACGAGUUAGUGCGAAAUAUAUUGAAUGAAGUUGACCAGCUUCGAAGGAACGCUGAGUUCUUGAGAAACAAUGGCAACGCAGAGGAGUUUGCUCAUCUGGAUGAGAAGAUUGUGAAGUGCCAGUACUUCGUCACAUUGCUGUGUAUGGAGAGGAAUAAAAGAUGCCUUUUGGCGUACCAAAAAUUGCGGACAGAUAUUCUGGAUAAUAUAGCCUGGUGCAAUAACGGUACAGGUAUAGAGCUUUACUCAGGAUCCAAUGAAGACGAGACGAAUUCUCUUUCGCACUAUGAACAAGAGUACUUGAAGGAGUAUGGUGAGUUGAUUACAGAACUAAAGAGUGAGAGUAUGGCCGAUAUUGAUUUGUCAGGCAGUUUGGAACCACCUAGCGAUGUAUUUAUAGAUGUGCGUGUGUUGAAAGACGCAGGUGAGAUACAAACGGAAUACGGUGUGUUCAACCUGAUCAAGGACUCACAAUUCUUUGUACGCCAGUCAGAUGUUGAGAGACUUAUCCAACAAGGGUAUCUUCAAAAGAUUUAA